UUAAUCAUUAAAAAAGAAAAAGGAGAGUUUUUUUUUUCGUUUUAUUUAUUUAUUUUUAAUUUGGGGGAAUUAAUGGAAAUUAUUGAUCUGAAUCAUGCGGUGAACGAAGGAGUGGAGAGAAACGGCGUCGCAGCAUGUGUGAAUGGAGGGGAAUGCGACAAAGGGGGAGGUGGCGGUUGCGUUUAUGGGUGUUUGUCGAUUUCGACUUCGUCGUGCUCUUCGAAUGCUGCUGCUGCGUCUGAGUCAUCUUCGCCUUGUUCGAAAAAAAAAUCUGAUGCUCCGCCGCCGCCGCCGCCGUCAUCGAUAUUUAUGGAGCUGUGGCAUGCUUGUGCUGGGCCGCUCACGAAUUUUCCGAAGAAAGGGAAUGUGGUUGUGUAUUUCCCACAAGGCCACGUGGAACAAGCUUCUUCCUCUGCUUUGACCUUUCCUCCCAUGGAGAUCCCCACUUUUGAUCUCCCCUCUCAAAUCUUUUGUAGGGUUGUUGAUGUUCAGCUUCUUGCAAACAAGGAAAAUGAUGAGGUGUACACUCAGCUGAACUUGCUUCCUCUAUCUGAGAUGGUGGGGCCGAAAUCAGAAGGCAAAGAGAGCGGAAACACGAGCGGUGACGAGGAUGAAACUAGGGUUCAGCCAGCAAAGUCGACUUCCCACAUGUUCUGCAAAACCCUCACCGCCUCCGAUACGAGCACCCACGGUGGAUUCUCUGUUCCUCGUAGAGCUGCUGAAGAUUGCUUCCCACCUCUGGAUUAUAAAGAACAAAGGCCCUCACAGGAACUCGUUGCUAAAGACCUCCAUGAAGUUGAUUGGAAAUUCAGACACAUUUACAGAGGUCAGCCAAGGCGGCAUUUGCUUACUACAGGAUGGAGUAUUUUUGUCAGCCAAAAGAAUCUCCAAUCGGGUGAUGCGGUUCUCUUUCUGAGGGGAGAAUCGGGAGAAUUGCGGUUGGGAAUAAGGAGAGCUGCUCGACCGAGAAAUGGUUUGCCUGAUUCGAUCAUUAAAAAUCAGACUUCUUUCAAAAAUGUUCUUUCUCCUUUGGCAAAUGCUUUAGCAAGCAAUGGCACAUUUCCCGUUUUCUACAGUCCAAGAGCGACGCACUCUGAUUUUGUCGUCCCCUACCAAAAAUAUGUCAAAUGUACCACCACUCGCAUACCUGUCGGGGCCAGAUUCAAAAUGAGAUUCGACUUUGACGAUUCUCCAGAACGAAGAUUCAGUGGAGUGGUGACUGGAAUCGGGGACUCGGAUCCAUAUAGAUGGCCGAACUCAAAAUGGAGAUGCCUUAUGGUACGUUGGGAUGACGAUAUAAUGAGUAACCACCAAGAACGAGUUUCUCCGUGGGACAUUGAUUUCUCAGGUAACUACGCAUCUAUGAGCAUUCAAUCGUCGCCUCGUACGAAGAAACUGAGGUCGGCCCCACACAGCAGCCCAAUCUCUGGGGGUGCAUCACUUUUGGACUUUGAGGAAUCGGUGAGAUCCUCUAAGGUCUUGCAAGGUCAAGAAAAUGUAGGUUUAGCAACACAUCUCUACAGGAGCGAUCAUCGAGUUACAAAUCGCCAGCUGGAGUUUGAUAUGCAGCCUACGGGAUUAGGAUUAUUUAAUCCCAACCCCGCACCGAACAGGAUUGAUAAGAUUAACUACGGGGAGUUUGUGAGGAACCAAACCCCCUCAACUUUUACCGGCUUUCUGGAAUCCAACUGGUUUCCAAAGGUCUUGCAAGGUCAAGAAAUUUGCUCGUUCAAAUCCCUAUCCGGGAAAACGGGCCUGGAUCUCGGUCCGUGGGCCAAACCCGAACCCGUUUACAAGGGUGUUCUUCAUCACAGCAGCAGCAACAACAACAACAACACGCAUCAAAGGCAUAGUAAUAAUAAUAUACUGCCCAGCUUUUAUCCUCUGGCUUCCGAAGGUUCUAGAAGCAUGCAUGUUCCGCACAAGGGCGUCUACCAAAGCACUCCUUCUAUGAUGAUGUCCAAUUUCUCCGAUUGUCAGACAAGGUCAUCGAAUCAUUUAUCGAACCGUACGUCUGUUCUGAGUGGGCCCACUAAUGCUGAACCGGUUUCGGACAAGGCAUCUUCGCCAGCUGUCACUUCGAUUAUGCAUGUGAAAAAUGUGAAUGAUGAUGAGAUUCAUUUAAAGGAGAAAGUCCCGACAUGUAAAAUAUUCGGGUUUUCGUUGACGGAAGAUCAUUCUGCUGCCCUUAAUUUACUCGGUCCUAGUAAGAGAAGCUGUACUAAGGUUCACAAACAAGGUAGCUUGGUGGGGAGAGCCGUUGAUCUGUCGAGAUUGUACGGUUACGAUGACUUACUCACCGAACUGGAGAGGCUGUUUAGCAUGGAAGGUCUAUUGCGGGACCCGAACAACGGAUGGCGGGUGUUGUACACUGAUAGCGACAACGACAUGAUGGUCGUCGGUGAUGACCCGUGGCAUGAGUUCGUGGAGGUGGUUACGAAGAUACAUAUAUACACGCAAGAGGAAGUGGAGAAGAUGAGCGUUGGCUUGAUGAAUAGUGACGACACGAAGAGCUGUUUGGAAGAAGCAGCCCCGCCAGCUGUGCCGGAUGUUUCCAAGUCAUCUUCCGUGGGCCAGCCCGAUUAGUUCUUUCUUUGUUCCGGGCCCCACAGGUUUGAUGCAAAAAAAUUUUAAAAAUGAUGUUGUUUCCCAAAUGUAUUGUUUAAUUAUUACAUGUGCUACUAAAUAAAAGUUUUGCAAGAUUGUGUUGUGACUCUGAUUUAUAGCUUAUGUUAUGGUGCUGCUUCUUUGUUUAAGAGACACUGUGUCGGAAUAAUAAUGUGGGAAUAAUAAAUGUUGUUGUACUAUGUAGAACUAUGUUGUGUAUUAUAUAUAAAAUGUUUGCAUUUA
Messenger RNA from Erythranthe guttata (spotted monkey flower), 2850 nucleotides. RefSeq names its product auxin response factor 4 (gene ARF4). Lineage: Eukaryota; Viridiplantae; Streptophyta; Magnoliopsida; Lamiales; Phrymaceae. Gene Ontology annotation, cellular component: nucleus. Gene Ontology annotation, molecular function: DNA binding. The record is from RefSeq and is a predicted model, not a curated record. Gene Ontology annotation, biological process: regulation of DNA-templated transcription; response to hormone.